Molecule: messenger RNA, 4518 nt
Organism: Osmia lignaria (orchard mason bee)
Lineage: Eukaryota; Metazoa; Arthropoda; Insecta; Hymenoptera; Megachilidae
Source: RefSeq, a predicted model, not a curated record
CGGUGCUGCCUUCAGUGCGGACGGUGGCUUUAGACUCGAAGCUGCGGAAGAAGGGCCGUGAGCUCGGCUGUGCUCCGAUGGCCUGAUAUAACAUCACGGGACGCGUAUAUGAAGCUACACUGCCCUGACUCGUCGAUAAGGAGAGGAUGUGUCCCAUGCAACUACCAGGUUUGUUUCUAUCACUGUGAAGAAUGGGCAGAGACGAAUUGUAGAUACAUAAUACGCUAUGAAGAGGCCGCAAUAAAUAUCGACCACGUAUUCCAAUGGUGAACGAAAGCUUUUAAGAAAGUGAACCGGGUCACGGUGCAGCUUUUCCUCUAACGCAUACAAGAAAAUUAAAGGAAGAAAAGCUAUCCUGGGUGUGCGGGGGUGACUGGAGUGAUGGGAUGGGGCCAGAGCCCCAUGGAGUUCGGGUAGGCCCGUCUCCGGCCCAACUCCCCAGCCCCCUCCGCCAUCAAUAUCGUCACAGCUCCUGCCAGCGUCGCAGAGGGCCGCCUCGAUCGCGAUGGAGGCUUCUAACAAUCAACAACAGAAGGAGAAGGAGCCACGCGUUCACAGGCCUUGCGCCUUCGACAAGAUGGAGGGGCUGGUGCGGGAGAUGCAAGACCCUGAGAACGGGGUACCCGUGCGCAGCCAAAAACAAUUUCUCACCUCGAUUCCUUCAGCUUUCAUGGGUGAGUGCCAUCGGUACUUGCGUUGUGGAGUAAGCGUAAGCGGCCAUCACGGCCAGAGCACUACAGUAGGCUGCCUGCGUGUUGCAGGUUACGAUCUCAUCGAGUGGCUGAUGGAGCGGCUCUCCAUCGAGGAAUCAGUAGAGGCGGUCCAUAUUGCCAACCAACUCUGCCAGUAUGGCUACUUCUUCCCGGUGAAUGACUCCAAGACACUCACCGUAAAGGAUGAUAGUUCUCUAUAUAGAUUUCAGACACCAUGUUAUUGGCCAUGGCAACAUAGAACCCCUGAUAACGUGGAAUACGCUAUUUAUCUGGCUAAAAGAAGUCUAAGAAACAAGCAACGCCAUGCUCUUGAAGAUUACGAGAUUGAUGCUUUGAACAGCCUACGUAGGAAUUUGCAAAACAAGUGGGAUAUUAUACAACUUCAGGCCGAGGAACAGGUUCAGGUACGUUUAUCAAAGGAGCGGAAGAAAGGCGAUAAAAUAGUGAGCGAUUCCCAAGAACGAGCGUUUUGGAGAGUAUAUAGGCCACCACCUGGUUGUCUUAGUAGUCUUGAAGUAGCACCUGUACCUACCCGUUUUCGUCCUGGAGUUGCGCGCCCUCCAUCACGUAAACGCACUUUAACUGAUCUGCAACGCGAGGUGGCCCUGUUAAAGAAUAGUUUAACUCGCACAAGAAUAAAGGUGUCGGCUGCGAUUGAAAACCUGAAGUCGUACUUUGAAACAUACGUGGAAUACGAUGCAAUGUUUGUACCGCCUCAACCUUCUAAUCCAUGGAUCACCGACGAUCAAACAUUUUGGCAAUUAAACAGUCCCCUGGUGGAAGUUCCUACGGAGAAGAGGGUGAAACGUUGGGCAUUGUCGAUGGAAGAAUUAAUGUCGGAUCCUACGGGUUUGCAAGAAUUUACGAAUUAUUUAAGAAAAGAAUACAGUCACGAAAACAUACGAUUUUGGUUGGCGGUUAAAGACUUAAGGCACAGCUUUCAAGCACAAAUAUCUGACAAAGUCAACGAAAUCUUCAAAGAAUUCCUGGCACCUGGAGCUCCUUGCGAGAUCAACAUCGACGGGAAAACAAUGGAAAAAGUUCAUCAAGAAAUGAAAAAUCCAAAUCGAUUUACAUUUGAUUCUGCCGCUGAACAUGUGUAUACCUUACUUCUGAAAAAGGAUUGUUAUCCGAGAUUUAUUCGCUCUGAUCAGUAUCGAAAUCUUUUAGCUGCUGGUGUGCAACCAUUACAAAAGAGAAGAUUUUUCGGCUUCGGGGGGCAAGCCAAAAAGAAAGUUUCUUCAACUUCAGCCCCGACAACCAGCACCUUGCAACAACAUGCUAUGAGCAGUGGAACGGGUGGUAAACGUAGAGGCAGUGACCGAAGCCUGUCAGGGUCUGCUCACGAGUUAGCGGUUUGUGGUGUUCGGGAUACAACUGCAACUACGCCCAGAGUGCCACAUUCCCAUAGUCAGUCAAACCUUGCUGACAUUCCAUACAGGGAUGCUGGCACGUCGGAAGCUAUAGCUCGCCCUAUGGACGACGUAUGCCCAUGGGACGCGGUGCCGGGUCCGAGUAUAGAGCACACCACGGAUUUCAGCGCACCCCAACAUUCGAUAUUGUCUGGAAUAACGUCGCCGGUUGAAAGCCAACUUGAAGAGGGUAGAAGCAAUUUACACGGGCAGUCGCAAUCCAUCGAAUUUGCACGCCCAUCCCGGAAAAACUCCACGCAGUUGGAUUCCUGUAGUUCUUCGUCUGACGUCAGUUUAGCGGUGGCAGAAGUCACUGAACAUCUUCGGAAAUCUUGUAGUUUGCAACAUAGUGCUAGCACAGCUGGCACGACAACGACUGAACGCCUGAGUGCAAUGACAGUGCGAAAUUACUCAAUCGGAUCCACCAGCGCGAGAGUGAAGCUGGCAGAGAUCGGCAGGCCAUCCACUUCGUUCUGCAAUUAUCCGUCACCGCAGCACUCAUUCGAGUAUUCUCACGUGGCUACCGAACGAGCAGACACAUCCACGAAAAGCGUAACCGAGGUGCUUGAAGCUCAGCCAACCAGAUCAAAGGUUUCGCUGUUUGAAAAGGAAUCUGUGACUAAAGGUGCGACCAAAGCUCCUUUGAUAAGCAUCAGCGCCAUUGUGGGUGAUUUGCCGAGCGACAGCUCAAUCAUCGAGCCCGAAGAAACAGCGAAUGAUGAGGGCAUAGUGGAGGAGACGGAAGAAGAGAAAAAGCAAGAACCGGAAGCUGAGGAAAGCGAUCCAGUAAUUCCUACAGAAGAAAGCUCUGCAAUUUCAAGUCAAGCGGAAAUGGAGAUGAAGGAAUCGGUGGAAGAGGCACAAGUCGUUCCUGUCUGGGAACCGGACACCCAACAGGACGAUCAAAUGGCACCUACUAGUGAGACAACACCUCAGCAAAAGCGUGACAAUAACGUUAACGAAGUGUGCCCGUGGGAAGAUGAUCUGAAUUCAGCUCACUCACGCACUCUGUUCUCAUUAUCCACUGGCGUAACUACAAUAGGGAAAACUGUAGAGUGGAUGCACCUUACGUGAAAACCUAUGCGACAUUAGGUUACUUAUAACUUGGCAUCGGUACUAAACUUACAUUUUACGCUUAAGCAUUCACGAUUCAAUUUCUAUUUUACUUCACUUUACUUGUAAGUCCGAGUGCCCGAAUUCUUAAGGAUGACUUUCGAUUCAUUUACAUUUUUUUCCCUUCAGUUUUUAAAAUUGAAUAAACUGCUUUUGAAUGAAAUCUGAAGGAGAGGUAGGUCGAGUUGUUUAAAGAUGAAAUGAAGAAAAAUGUUGAAUCAAUAAUUCAGUGCAUUCAAACUAAUACUAAUAUAAAACAAAAUUCUCGCCACUUUUAUCCCUUUAGCAACAAUAUAAAUACACGUGAAAUUGUAUUUCAUUUUCUUCUAGAUUUAUUUGUUCAAAAUACGUAUUAGAUUUUAACUGAAAGAAACAAAAUUAAAAAGAUUGUAGGAAUCUAUGUUGCUGAACGGUAAAUCGUAAUUUAAAAUAAUUCAAUAUGUUUCUCUAUUCAAUACUAUGACAUGCACCUCAGGAAACAAUUUUUUUAGUCAGAAAAAUAUAAAAAUGUAUUAAAUGGAAAGAUGUGCUCUGAGGGUGCCAGUCAACCGUGAGCCCAUUGACCGCUCCCACUGAUCACAAAAUUCUUUAAUACCAUAAAAUAAAUAGUAAUUCUUUAAUUUUAAUAUUAUACAAAUUUUUUACUUUUUUAAACAAUUCAGCGCGUGAAUGAAAAUAUCAAUUCUUAAGCCAAAAAACAUAUAUAUUUUUUAAUUUUAUUAUUCAACGCACGUUACUUAAUAUUAAUUACAAUAAAAAAUACUUGUUAAUUCGAAUCCCAACAGUGCAUCGUUUUAACGUUAUACGAAAUAUUAAAAAUGUAAAUGGUUUAGAAGCAGCUCGUUGUCAUGAGAAUUAAUUGUCGUUCAGUGUUAGUUAGUUGAUCCAGUACAUAAUAAGUGUCUAAAUGCAAGUGUGCACAAGAAAUUGCCCUUCGGGCCGCUGGGUGCUCGUGGGCAAUCUCGAUUAUCUAACGGCCAUUUGUGUCUAUUCCUAUUAUAAUGACAAAUAUUUAACGUUAGCUGGCUUAUAUCUUGAAAUUGAUAACGCUCUUCGUUUGAAAACGAAGCUUCAAUUGUAGGAACUUAAUUACAUAAAUUUGUUGUUAAUAAUUAACUGGAAGAAAGAGACACACAUCGAGAAGAAAAGAAAGUAGUAUUAACGAGUUAGUUUAUUGUCUAAGGAUAAGAUAUUGAAACGUCGUUCUUAAAAAAAAAAAAACAGUUUCUAGGAUUAGUAAUAUAUGGGUCCUCGAUACUGUUACUGCCCCAGUAUCGAGU